AUGUUUGACUUUGUAAGCGUAGCGUCAGCCAAUGAGAAAAUCGUCGUUUUCGAGAGAAAGGAGUUCAUGAAAGUCAUGGUUGAAAAGAGAAUGAAUCCUUACCGAGAAAUCUGCCCACAUCAGUCGCACGCGAUACACACGCGAUGGCUCGCCAAAUCCUUUGGGGCCGGACAUCCUUCUGAAUUCCGGCUGUCGUUAUUCAGUGGCAAAUUGAUAUUGACUUCAAUUGCGAUUCUGGGUGAACAAUGUCUUCUCACGUAUCGCCGACGCUCCGUCGAAAAGAAGAACGGUAAACCUUGUACAGGGGGAGGCUGUGAUUCUGUGAAAGACAAAUCAUCGAGACGACUUCGAGAACAGUCUGUGGUCGGCUACGGAAAAACAAUAACGACAGAAACGUCAACUCGCGACAAGUUACAGAGGGGCGAGAAUAAACAUGAGCAGGCGCACAAAUACCGUAUUGUUUGCGCAAUACCAACAGAGGAGGUGGAGCAGUCGCAAACGUUGUACGAGGAAACUGCAAUGCCAUCCGAGUCGACGCAAGGAAAGAAAGGCGGCCUAAAGGGAAGUCUGUUCAACACGGCAACCUGA
Messenger RNA from Guyanagaster necrorhizus, 588 nucleotides. RefSeq lists its product as uncharacterized. Bases 1 to 588 code for a protein of 195 amino acids. The record is from RefSeq and is a predicted model, not a curated record. Lineage: Eukaryota; Fungi; Basidiomycota; Agaricomycetes; Agaricales; Physalacriaceae. The transcript is spliced from 3 exons.